This is a messenger RNA of Salvelinus namaycush (lake trout), 2910 nucleotides long. RefSeq names its product membrane cofactor protein-like. The record is from RefSeq and is a predicted model, not a curated record. The transcript is spliced from 14 exons. NCBI's taxonomy places the organism in Eukaryota, Metazoa, Chordata, Actinopteri, Salmoniformes, Salmonidae. The coding region runs from base 7 to 1635 and encodes 542 amino acids.
GACGUCAUGCAGCCCUCUAACGUCUGUUGGUCCUUGACGAUAUGGAUGGUCCAGCUGGCCUUGAUUGCUCUCACUGUUCAAGCUGAAAACUGCACCAAACCCAUAGGAGGGCCAAACAUGGUUUUGUCAGAUGCCUUCAUCACGCAAGAGACAUUUGUAGAUGGUGCAAAAGUCACUUUUCAGUGUGCAAUUGGAUAUGCCAGUACAGGACUGUCUCCUUCAGUCACCUGUACUGCUGGCGUGUGGAGUGAAGUGAAACUGACAUGCGAAAGGAAGUCGUGUGGCACCCCAGGAGAAGUGAUGAACGGCCGGUUUAAUCUCUCUGAGGGGAUCUUGUUUGGAGACAAGGCAGUUGCUACCUGUAACACUGGCUAUAUGCUUGUGGGCAGCGGUGUAAGGACCUGUAUGGAUGGAGGCUGGGAUGGCAGACUUCCUGUAUGUGAAGUGAUGAAGUGUGGAAAGCCCCCAAACAUUGUCAACGGUGGGCCUGUUGUCCCACCUGAAGAUACGUAUGACUAUGGAAGUGUAGUGCAAUAUGACUGUGAGAAGGAUUACACUCUGGUUGGAACUAAAUUCAUAACCUGCCGUGAGAAUGGAGAAUUCCAGCCAGCUCCACCUGAGUGUAAAAUGGUCUCAUGUCCUCUUCCUGUUGUUGAGAAUGGCGUUCGGAUUGCAGGCCGUCCCCCCUAUACGUACAAGUCUUUUGUGAAGUAUGAGUGUAACGCUGGAUAUGAGAUGGUGGGACAAGACAGUCUGACCUGUGAAAUAGAAGGCUGGUCAGCUCCUUACCCAACAUGCAAAGCUGAAAACUGCACCAAACCCAUAGGAGGGCCAAACAUGGUUUUGUCAGAUGCCUUCAUCACGCAAGAGACAUUUGUAGAUGGUGCAAAAGUCACUUUUCAGUGUGCAAUUGGAUAUGCCAGUACAGGACUGUCUCCUUCAGUCACCUGUACUGCUGGCGUGUGGAGUGAAGUGAAACUGACAUGCGAAAGGAAGUCGUGUGGCACCCCAGGAGAAGUGAUGAACGGCCGGUUUAAUCUCUCUGAGGGGAUCUUGUUUGGAGACAAGGCAGUUGCUACCUGUAACACUGGCUAUAUGCUUGUGGGCAGCGGUGUAAGGACCUGUAUGGAUGGAGGCUGGGAUGGCAGACUUCCUGUAUGUGAAGUGAUGAAGUGUGGAAAGCCCCCAAACAUUGUCAACGGUGGGCCUGUUGUCCCACCUGAAGAUACGUAUGACUAUGGAAGUGUAGUGCAAUAUGACUGUGAGAAGGAUUACACUCUGGUUGGAACUAAAUUCAUAACCUGCCGUGAGAAUGGAGAAUUCCAGCCAGCUCCACCUGAGUGUAAAAUGGUCUCAUGUCCUCUUCCUGUUGUUGAGAAUGGCGUUCGGAUUGCAGGCCGUCCCCCCUAUACGCACAAGUCUUUUGUGAAGUAUGAGUGUAACGCUGGAUAUGAGAUGGUGGGACAAGACAGUCUGACCUGUGAAAUAGAAGGCUGGUCAGCUCCUUACCCAACAUGCAAAGACGCCACUCAUACAACCCCAGACCCCAACAACAAUGCUGGGAAAAUAGGCAGUGUUGUAGGUGUACUUGUGCCAAGUCUUCUACUUUACCUCAGUCUCCUCCUGCUUCAUUGAGAAGGAAGGAGUCACAGUAAAAUGGCUGCUGUGAUGUCCCCUGAGUCUACCACCCUCCCAAACACCGGGAAUGAAUCAUAUGCUUUAAAAGGAAUCUCUAUUACACGAUGAUUAGAAACCUCCCGAUGAAUGUAUUGGUUCACUUCCAUUUGGAAGCUUGUGCUUAAGGAGUGGCCUAACUUGAUUACUUUUAUGUUUCCAGUGUACUUCACAAAUCACUCCUAGUGUGAUCUUGAUUUAUCUCAUUGCAACAUUCUCAUGUUAAAAUUCACCCAUAUGUAUGGUCGCUGCUUUUCUGGGUGAACUUGCCUCACAAAGCCAGUUUUCCACCUCUGUGGGGGGGGGGGAAUUGAAGGAAAUCAUAUCUGUUAAGAUAAGCAUUUGUAAUUUAGUUGAUGCUCUUAUCCAGAGCAACUUACAGUAGUGAGUGCAUACAUUUUCAUACAAGACCCACAGUAUAUGUGAUGCAGUUGGACACAAGGUCUUUAUAUGUAAGUCAUACCACCAAAGGCCACCAUUGGUUUGAUAGACCAGGUUGCAGAUGUUGAACCUAUCCUAUAGCUUGUAAACAUCUGGUUCAAUGAGAAUCAAUGGGCUUUCACCAAGUUUUGCUCUAGUCAUUGAUAAGUCUUAAUUGUGUUGUGACGUGAAUCUGAAAAGCUUGGUUUAUUAGGAUAACUCUUGGAACACCGGAGACAAUGAAUGAAUGCUAAAGGAAAUUAUGCUUUAUACUUAUUUUGUAAAGUGUUAGUUAUUUGAGGGAUCAAGAACUCUUGCUCAUGAUCCAGCUUUGGAGUCUUCAUUUGCACUAUUGUUUUGCAGUUCUACUGUAGAUAAGCCAAAAAUAUUUAUUUUAAAUGUAAAUACGUUUUAAUAAAUGUUGCAAGAGUCUCUUCCAACAGGACCACUGGAUCAUGGUGUUCUGUAGGCAGGAAACCUGCAGCUCUCUGUAAUAAUCAGGCUCAGCUUAGUGCAUUUAGAAUGUUCAAAGUGCUCUGGAUUCUUCACUAUGCCUUAUCAAGGGAAAAUACCAAACAUUCUGCGGUUGUACCCUUUUAUUUUGUAUUAUCUUAACAGACAUUUUCCUCUGCCCUUUUUAUUACAUUGCUUGGUCGUCUCUUACAGGCUGUCCUGUUUUUUUCUUAAUGAAAGUAACAGAUUUAAUAUGUUGUGAGAUCUAAUAGCACUUGUUUUCAUAACACUAGGGGUUGCUUCAUAUGAAACCAGGUUCUUAUUUAGUAGGGCAAGAUUAGAAUGUUGCAAAUAAAAGUAUAA